Messenger RNA from Gossypium arboreum, 534 nucleotides. RefSeq lists its product as uncharacterized. The transcript has a single exon. The record is from RefSeq and is a predicted model, not a curated record. NCBI's taxonomy places the organism in Eukaryota, Viridiplantae, Streptophyta, Magnoliopsida, Malvales, Malvaceae. Bases 1 to 534 code for a protein of 177 amino acids.
AUGUGUAAACGCUUUGAAGAGGGUUUAAAUGAGGAUAUCAGGUUAUUGAUUGAAAUUCUCAAAAUAAGAGAAUUUAUGAUGUUAACCGAUCGAGCACACAAAGUUGAAGAAUUAAGUAAAGAGAAGAAACAAGUUGAAAGAGAGGCUCAGGUUUCUGGAAAAAGAACUAUGGGUAAGUUAGAAUCAUUUACUUCUAAGAAAUUAAAAAGGUAUUAUGAUCGUGUUACCAUCUCUAUGGGAUAUUCUGGAAGAGAGCGGGGCUCUCAAUGUUCUAACCCGAGGUUUUCAUCUUCAUCUGUGACCAGUAUGGGUAGUGUCGGUAAUCCCAAACCAAAAUGUAAACAUUGUAACAAAUUUCAUAAUGGGGAAUGUCGAUCUAGAAGCGAAGCUUGUUUUGGAUGUGGUUCACUUGACCAUUUUCGCAGAGAUUAUCCCAAAAGGGUUGAAAAAGAAAUAGAACUAGCUCCAAAGCCUAGUAAUCCUAUUUCGAGAGGCAGACUACCCCGUUAUCCUGGUAAUGUUAGUGGUAGUUGA